GUAUGGCUCUGGCCAAGAAAAACCAGCUGUACAGCAACCAUGUGACAGCGUGGAAUGAGGUGUGGAAGAAAGGAAGGAUAGAUGUCUCAGACAACAAAGGUCUGGCCAAGUCUGUCUACGGCUGCCUCUACUACAUCCUCAGCUCCUUGCCUCUGAAGGAAGACACUAACUGGCCUUUUAUAGGACUGAGUCCGGGAGAUCUGGCACACGGCGCGUACAAGAAGGACUAUGAAGGCCAUGUGUUCUGGGACCAGGAGACCUGGAUGUACCCUCCUAUACAGAUGUUCUUCCCUGACCUGGCUAAGAUCAUGUUAAAGACCAGGACUAGAACUCUAGAUGCAGCCAGGCAUAACGCCAUACAGAAACGUCUGAAAGGAGCCAAGUAUCCGUGGGAGAGUGCCUUCACAGGUGCAGAGACCAGCCCCAGCAAUGAUACAGCCACAUAUGAGAUCCACAUUAAUGGAGACAUCUCCCUCGCUGUCCGCCAAUAUCUGUACUCUACUUGGGAUGUUGAUUUCCUGAAGAACGAGAAAGGCUUUGAUAUGGUACUCGGUAUUGCUGAUUUCUGGGAGUCACGGUCCGUUGUUGGAAAGGGAGGAAAACUGGAAAUACACAGUGUGGAUGGCCCUGAUGAAUACCACUUCAAUGUGAACAACUCAGUGUACACUAACUAUGUAGCCAAGAUCA
Molecule: messenger RNA, 687 nt
Organism: Lingula anatina
Lineage: Eukaryota; Metazoa; Brachiopoda; Lingulata; Lingulida; Lingulidae
Biological process (GO): carbohydrate metabolic process
Molecular function (GO): hydrolase activity, hydrolyzing O-glycosyl compounds
Source: RefSeq, a predicted model, not a curated record